This is a messenger RNA of Abrus precatorius (Indian licorice), 2422 nucleotides long. RefSeq names its product protein EXECUTER 2, chloroplastic. The record is from RefSeq and is a predicted model, not a curated record. Bases 150 to 2072 code for a protein of 640 amino acids. NCBI's taxonomy places the organism in Eukaryota, Viridiplantae, Streptophyta, Magnoliopsida, Fabales, Fabaceae. Gene Ontology annotation, biological process: singlet oxygen-mediated programmed cell death; response to singlet oxygen. Gene Ontology annotation, cellular component: thylakoid membrane. The transcript is spliced from 12 exons.
CCACAUGGUCUAAAAUUAAUAAUUUCUGUCCAUGCCAACAGAAAACUUAUCCCCACCCAGAAGCCGCAGAAACUCGUAUCGUACCGUAUCCAUCUUCUUCGAAAGUCCACCCUCUCUCAUUGAGAAAGAAACACCGAACCGAACCAAACAUGGUGGUGGCGGGUGCAUCCCAAGCCAUCUCGAUCUCCAUCUCCAGCACAAGUCCCCAACUCAGAAGCCCUUCAUGUUCCGAUUUCCACCCUAAGAAGUCACCCACUUCCUUCUUGGGCUGGGCCCAGCCCCUGCAGCCCAAUGUCUCAAUCUCCUCCAAAAGGACCCAUCGCAACCACCACUGUUCCCGCUGCACCGCCAAUUCUAACCACACUUCUCUUAACUGGGAUUGGAAUCGCUGGUGCCGCCAUUUCUCCGAAAUUGAACAAGCCGAGAGCUUCGCCUCUGUUCUCAAGUUUCAACUUGAAGAUGCUAUUGAGAAGGAAGAUUUUCAAGAAGCGGCGAAGUUGAAGAGAGCUAUAGCGGAAGCAACGUCGAAAGAUAGCGUUGCUGAAAUUAUGUCUCAGUUGAAGAAUGCCAUAGAUGAUGAACGAUACCAUGAUGCUUCAAGAUUGUGCAGAUACACUGGAAGUGGACUGGUGGGUUGGUGGGUAGGGUACUCAAAAGAUUCAGAUGACCCCUUUGGUAGAAUCAUACAUAUAAGUCCUGGGAUGGGUAGAUUCGUUGGCAAGAGUUACAGUCCAAGACAGUUGAUCACAGCAUCUACUGGAACACCAAUAUUUGAAAUUUAUGUGGUAAAAAAUGCUGACGACACAUAUCAUAUGCAGGUAGUAUAUUUGCGACGAGCCAAAGGAAAUUCUACGAGUAACCCUCCAUCUAUACCUGCUAAAAGCCCAUCCAAACCAGAGAUUGAGAGUGCAUCUUCAGUUGAGGUGCAGGAACAGGAAGAUAAGGUUGAGAAAAAUGAUGAGAAAAGCAGUAACAUUGAGGGAGCAACUGAGGAGGGCAUUAAAAGUGUCAUAAACUUUCUUAAAGAAAAAAUUCCAGGAUUGAAAGUAAAAGUUAUGAAUGUUAAUGUUGAAGAGGAAGCGGCAGAGGACAAUGAUUCUAUUAAGCAAUUGAUGGAGGAAGAUGGUAAUAAAACAAAAUCCAGCGAGAAUUCUGAUGAGGAAGUUAAUAAUCUGGAUGAACCGGAUGGGGUCACUCUAGAAGGAGAUCCUGAUUCCUCAGAAGAAGAAAAGGAUUUGGAUAUGAAACUUUUUAUUGGUGGAGUUGUACACAACAAUGAAGAUACUCCUGUCAAGGAUGAAUUUAUACGUCUUCCAGCUGAAAUAAAGGAUAUGGAAAAGGAUUCUUUUCUCUUUCAUAUUCCUAAGAGAAAUCUAGAUUAUGAUAUGAGAGAAGAUAAGGUUCCCAAUAUCAAAGUGGCAGCUCUAGCAGCACAAGGAGUCUCAGAGCUUAUGCCUCCCGAUGUUGCCAAGGCAUUUUGGAGUUCUGACAAAGUGUCUUCUAAGGUUUCCAAAAGCAUGCGUGAAAUUGUCAAACUUGCUAUUAGUCAAGCACAGAAAAGAAGUAGAUUAUCUGAGGAUACAUAUUUUAACCGGAUUACCUGUUCAAGAGGGGAUUUUGAUCCUUUCGAUGGACUCUAUGUUGGUGCAUUUGGCCCUUAUGGCAUUGAAAUAGUGCAACUGAGACGAAAAUUUGGACAUUGGAAUGAAAUGGACACUGAAAACCACACUUCAGACAUGGAAUUCUUUGAAUAUGUAGAGGCUGUGAAAUUGACUGGGGAUCUUAAUGUUCCUGCUGGCCAGGUGACAUUCCGUGCCAAAAUUGGUAGAGGCAAUCGCAACAGCAACCGUGGGAUGUAUCCUGAUGAAUUAGGAGUGGUUGCUAGUUAUAAGGGCCAGGGGAGAAUAGCAGACUUUGGUUUUCGAAAUCCAAAAUGGGUUGAUGGAGAAUUGCUUCAACUUAAUGGCAAGGGCAUGGGACCAUACAUGAAAGGUGCAGAUCUUGGUUUCCUUUAUGUUGUGCCUGAGCAAAGUUUUCUUGUGUUGUUCAACCGGUUGAAACUUCCUGAGUAAGCGACAAAACCCUAAUCCUGACACUAGUUACAGUACUGUGUUACGUUUUGUAUUGAGAGUAGUUUUACCCAACAUGCAGGCACUUGCUAUUUUCUAGCCCUUCAAUCCUUUCAUGAGUUCAAUUUUUCGUAGUUUCUGUUACCAAUUUCUUAGUUAUCAUAUUGUGUAUAUAAAUUUUGCUGACCGUGAAAAUAGUGUUAGGAACUCCGAAAGAACCAUUAAGGAAUCCGUUAUGUGCAUUAUACUUCAGGCCUAUGUGUGCCUCUUUUCUUGUUUGGACUUCUCUGGUGUGGAAGUCGCGCUCAGUCUGCCUGUAUGUAAGGAAGCCUAUAUAAUUAAAUUUGACAAUA